Molecule: messenger RNA, 1798 nt
Organism: Setaria italica (foxtail millet)
Lineage: Eukaryota; Viridiplantae; Streptophyta; Magnoliopsida; Poales; Poaceae
Product: aspartyl protease AED3
Exons: 1
Coding region: 152-1492 (446 amino acids)
Biological process (GO): proteolysis
Molecular function (GO): aspartic-type endopeptidase activity
Source: RefSeq, a predicted model, not a curated record
UGAUCUGCCCCGUGUUGUUUUGCGUCACGGCUCGCGUGCUCCGCCGCUAUAAUAGAGCCCAAGGCCGCCGGCGUCACGCCACCGUCUCACCUCGUCAUCCGCCACGCUCCAUCCAAGGCUAUCUUGCGAUCCGAUCCCCGGCAGCUGCGAGAUGGGUGUGAGGAUGCUCUGCGGCGUCGCGCUGUCGGUGCUGCUGGUCCUCGCGGCCGGCGCGUCGGCGUCGCACCCAUCGCACUCGUCGUGCCCGGCGACGCCGCCGGACGCGGGGGGCACGCUGCAGGUGUCGCACGCGUUCGGGCCGUGCUCGCCGCUGGGGCCCUCGGCGGCGGCGCCGUCGUGGGCGGGGUUCCUGGCGGACCAAGCGGCGCGGGACGCGUCACGGCUGCUGUACCUGGACUCGCUGGCCGUCCGUGGGCGCGCGUACGCGCCCAUCGCGUCUGGGCGGCAGCUGCUGCAGACGCCGACGUACGUGGUGCGCGCCCGCCUCGGCACGCCGCCGCAGCCGCUCCUGCUCGCCGUCGACACCAGCAACGACGCCGCGUGGAUCCCCUGCGCCGGCUGCGCGGGCUGCCCCACCUCCACGCCCUUCAACCCGGCCGCCUCCGCCUCGUACCGCCCGGUGCCCUGCGGCUCGGCGCUGUGCGCGCAGGCGCCCAACGCGGCGUGCCCGCUCGACAGCAAGGCCUGCGGGUUCAGCCUCACCUACGCGGACUCCUCGCUGGUGGCGGCGCUGUCCCAGGACUCCCUCGCCGUCGCCAACGACGUCGUCAAGGCCUACACCUUCGGCUGCCUGCAGCGGGCUACCGGCACGGCCGCGCCGCCGCAGGGCCUCCUCGGGCUCGGCCGCGGGCCGCUGUCCUUCCUGUCCCAGACCAAGGACAUUUACGGCGCCACCUUCUCGUACUGCCUCCCGAGCUUCAAGUCGAUGAACUUCUCCGGGACGCUGAGGCUCGGGCGCAACGGCCAGCCGCAGCGCAUCAAGACGACGCCGCUGCUGGCGAACCCGCACCGGUCAUCGCUCUACUACGUGAACAUGACCGGCAUCCGCGUGGGGAGGAAGGUGGUGCCCAUCCCGGCGGCGGCGCUGGCGUUCGACCCGGCGACGGGCGCGGGCACCGUGCUGGACUCCGGCACGAUGUUCACCCGGCUGGUGGCGCCGGCGUACGCGGCCGUGCGCGACGAGGUCCGGCGCCGCGUGGGCGCGCCGGUGUCGUCGCUGGGCGGGUUCGACACGUGCUUCAACGACCCCGCGGUGAAGUGGCCGGCCGUGACGCUGCUGUUCGACGGGAUGCAGGUGACGCUGCCGGAGGAGAACGUGGUGAUCCACAGCACGUACGGGACCACCAGCUGCCUGGCGAUGGCGGCGGCGCCCGACGGCGUCAACACCGUGCUCAACGUCAUCGCCAGCAUGCAGCAGCAGAACCACCGCGUCCUCUUCGACGUGCCCAACGGACGCGUCGGCUUCGCGCGCGAGCGCUGCACCGCCGCCUAGGUUCUAUGGCUGGCCUUCACUAUGGGGCCAUUGCUGCUGCGUAGUUGAUCGUCUUCUUCACCGUGUCACCGUUGUUGGUUUCCAAUUCUUUUUUUAGUGUAGUCAGCGUCUCCGUCAGGGUGCCUCGUUCUUCAGUUCAGAUCGCCUCGGGUUGAUUCAGUGGUAGCUGCAUUCCUAUGAUUUAGGGCUCAGGUGGGGUUUAAGAACUUACAAGUGUACUGCGUGGUGUAUGCGGGCUAUUGUUUCUUUGUUAAUUACGGGCCGGAGUAAUCCAGCUGAUCCAGACCUCAUUUUUUCGUUGGCUCA